AUGAUUAAUUGGAUAUACUUGAUGUUGUUUGUUGUAUUUUUUGCUCACUCCCAGAUGGUCUUAACCUAUUGUGAAGUGAACAAUGUGAUUUAUUUAGAUGGUUUUUUAACAUAUGAAUGCAACCAAAAAAACUUUGUGUUAACAACGAGGACAACAACAGAAAAUGGAAACACCAUUAAUAUUGAUGAAUUCAAUUUUUUAGCAACAUGUUGUACCAGUACUACACUUACAUUUUCUGAUUUAAAAUAUUCGGUUAAAAAUUACAAACUUUUCACAUUUGAAGAAAUUCAUCUGUUAUAUUUUUUCAUACAAACACAGUUCAGUGAUUCAAGAAUUUGCAUUGAAGAAGGUGGUCGCACUGAUAAUUUGUUCAUUUCAAUGGGGUGUUUCAAUAACGAAGAAAAUUGCAGAACACAAGUAAAUGACGAACAACGCCCAACCGUCGUUAUUUACAAACGUGGACUUCAUUUGUUUUCAAAUAUUGACCAACGUUAUUGGAUUGUUUACCGAAGACAAUCGAAUAUGCCAUAUUCACCAUAUUUUUUUAUUGAUGGAACAACGAUUCAAAAUUCCACCUUUCAAUUUACUUCUGAUACAAACUUUGGAAAUAUGGAAUUUUCAUAUCUUCGGUAUUUAUUCAGUGGUAAUGAUUUGACACAAAUACCAACAAUACAAUGGGAAUUUUCAUUGCACCAAGAUUUGAAAGUAAAAAUUGUUUGCAAACGGACGAUUAGUACUUCUAUGUAUUCACUUAAAAGAUUCUUUAUGCUAACAACAAGUUAUGAUGAAAACUUGGUAAAUGAAAGUACUCUGUGUGGGUGUAUACCCAAUACAAAUUACAUCAAAGACGACAAUACUUCUUUCAAUAUCAGUGAUUGUCGAUUUAACUCAUCGUACUUCGAUUUGGACUUAACAAAACUUACAAAGGACAACAACAAUAACACUGAAGUUAAUUUAUCAAUAAACAAAUGGUAUAUCCCUCUUGUUUCUAAUUACCAGACGUACAUAUUUAAGUCUUCAUUAAAUGUAAUAUAUUUUGAAAGACUGGAGCUUCAACAGAACAAAAGUCUUGUAUUUGAAAUCAAUUGUAUUGUCAAAAAUUUGGUAAUCACGUCGAUUGCCAAUUACACAUUUAAAAAGUCUUUGACAAUAAAUAAUAUCAUUUUGAAUAAAGAAGAUUACUCGGACUCGAUUCUAUUUGAAAUUCGGGGAUCGUUAAAUGACAACACAAAUACACUGACUGUCUGUGGUCAUCGUGCUGUUAUGAAAAAUCACACAGAGAAAGUUUGCACGUGUAUGUAUGAAUAUAACUUUUACUCUUAUCCAUUUUCACCCGACAGUCCAUCUUUUAAUGAUUGUGAAAAUUCUAGUAGCACACCUUCACUUAUUUUGGCAAUCAAUAACAAUAAUUACACAACAACGACAUCAAAAACUUGGGAGAAAAUCAUAUUAAAUAUGGACAACGUGACACUCAUAUCAACAAGUCAAAAUAUAAUAUCAACAACAUAUUGUGAUAUUAACUCGACACUCAUAGUGAAUGGAGAAUUUCAUAUUCGAAAUGUCAACUUUCAUCAAAACGCCAAAUUUGUUGUAAAAAACAAUGGAUAUUUGGGACUUUCCCAUAUCUAUUUUGAUGAUACUUUUAACAAUAUCAAUCAAAAUGGUAUUGUUGAUAUAUUUGGAGAUAAUGGAUUGUUUAAUUUUGAUGACAAUUAUGGAAUGGGCAUGUCAACAAGUCAAAACCAAAUCGAAUGCUUUGAGUUCGUUUCUUUUGAAAAAGAGAAAGACAGAAAUCUGCAAUUAUUUACCAUGUCGUUGUAUUUAGGAAGAAAAAUACUACGAAUUUGUCCAAUAGAGUAUAAUUACGACAUUGGCUGCAUAUUAGAACAGAAAGAUAUGAGUGUAUAUACAUCAUAUAGAAAUGCACUGCAUUGUCCAAUUACUAAUGUAAAUACAACCAUUUAUAUAGAGACAAACGAAGUGAUGCAAAACAUUGGAUUUAAUGGUACUUUCAAUCAAAAUGUUACAACACUGAAAUUUACAAAGACCAAAGAAAGUCAUAUUAUUUUCAACGAUACAAUCACUUCAAAUAUCAUUUAUAUUGCAAAUGAAUCAAUUGAUAACAGCAACAUUUCAGUCUUUAACCAAAAUAUUAAACUUUUUAUUGGUGAAAAAUACGGUUUUAGUUGUACAAAUAACAUUACAACUCAAACGAUUGAUGUUGUGUCCAAUGAAAUGCAAAAUUGCACGGCGUUGUUUGUUGACAAAACAAAGAGUACAUGCAAAUACUGUAAGAAUUCGUAUUUACUCAAUAAUCAAUGCGAAAAUUAUGAUGAUAAUUGUGUGUUAUCAACAAUACAAACAAAUGUUACAACAAAGGUGUGUGAAUCGUGUCCUGAUUCGUAUUAUUUUUACAAAAACAAGUGUUUUGAAUGUUCAAAUGGGUGUUUAAAAUGUGUGAAGGAUGGGUGCGUUUUAUGUGAUUUUGGCUAUUUGUUGGUUCAACAAAAUGGAGUUAGCAUUUGUGACGCGCCAAAUAACACCAUUUUAGCCAAACAUAAUUUAAUUAUGAAAUGUAAGGAAGGGUAUUACUCUAGAUAUGUAGAGUGUGUAAAAUGCGACUCAAAUUGUCGGGUGUGUGUUGAUGAAAACACUUGUACAAUAUGUGAUAAUAAAUUUAUUUUACAAAACGGGGGAUGUUUAUCACAAUUAAAUGCAAAUUUAACAGACAACACAAACAUCGUUUUGUGUUCACAAGGGUUUUAUUAUAACUCUCAGAAUUUGCAAUGUGAAUCAUGUAAAAACAAGUAUGGGAAAUUGUGUGAAAGAUGCACACCAACAUAUUGUGAAAAGUGUGAAGAUAGUGUUUAUACCAAAAACAAUUUGUGUGAAAUAGAGAUGACGACUGGAUGUACUUCAAACGACAAUGUACAUUGCACUGCUUGUAACUUAACAAACAAAUUUAUUAACGAGAACGGACUUUGUGUAUUAUCCAACAAUUGUGAUAUUUCAAACAAAAACGGAAAAUGUGUCACAUGUGAAAAUACUUUUGUUAUAUCACAAGAUUUGACAUGCAAAUCGAGUGAAUUUAAAGAUAUCCACUGUUCAAUUUUUAAAUCUGAACAAGACCGUUGUAUUUGUUGUGAUAGUAAUUAUUAUCUCAAAAAUUUUACAUGUAAAAAAUGCUCUCCGAAUUGUGUUUACUGUGCGUCUCAAGAUGUUUGUUUGAUAUGUUCCUCGUUGUAUACUCUUCAAAACAAUAGUUGUGUUAUCAUUUCCAAUGAAGAGACACAAUGCAAGAAAGUGAUUGAAGGCUCUUCAAAGUGUGCUAUAUGUAAGGAUUCGUUUUUCAGAAAUGACAAAGGUAAGUGUGAAAAGUGUAUUGACAACUGUUUGUUUUGCAACCAAAAGUCAACAUGCAUUACUUGCAAUGAUAACACUUUUUUACUCACAAAUUCAACACAAUGUAUUCAAUUCGAUAAACUCGAAAAUUGUGAAAUUAAAAGCAAAUUUGGAUGUCAAAAAUGUGUUGACGGGUUUUAUGUGUACAACCAAUUUUGUGAUAGUUGUAACACACUCACUACUUUUUGUGAUAGAUGUGACACAUUGGGAGUAUGCACAUCUUGUUCGUCAAAUCACGUUUUAUCCAACAACAAAUGUUUAUCAAUGGAAAAAGUAAAACAUUGUGUUGAAGUGAAAAGUUCAAAAUGCACCAAAUGCGAUUUUUGGUAUGAAACUGGUGUUACACAAACGUCAUGUGACAAGCAUGCCGUGUGGUGGAUAAUACUAAUCAUCGUCAUGUUUAUUGUGCUCAUAAUUAUCAUCUCCACUGUUCUAAUAUUAUAUACAGUGUAUUACAUAUUAGAGAAAGGAAAGGUGCGUGACUUACAAAAGAAAACGUGUCUUUUCUCAAUGAAUUCCUCAAACAUCAAUUUUGUGAAACUUCAGAAUUCUUUUAUUUCAGUCAACAAAACUGAAAUAAUUUUUGAAAAUGAUGGUGAUACCUUGAUAGAUGUUGAUAGUGAAAAUCGUGAGUUAAUAUGUGUUGGAAAUACCUUACAUCAUACUGUCAAAGUCCAAUUCACGUUCAACACUUCAAAUGUGAAAUAUCAUAUAUAUGCAGAACCACAAGUCAUUGCAAUACCAGAAGGAAAGGCUGUUGAAUUCGAAGUCUUUUUGAUGCCACUGUGCUCAACCAACAUCGACGAGGAAAUCACAUUAUUUGCUGUUGAUAUGAAGAAAGGAAAGAACUUCCAAUUUCCAUUGAAAAUCCGUGCACUAACCAAAAUGACAACACGACUGGAUUUCGACGAGUUGAUUGAAGAGAAGGUGAUCGGUGAAGGAUCGUUUGGAAUUGUGUAUAAAGGAAUAUACAGAGGGAAUUGUGUUGCCAUUAAAAAAAAGAAAGAAAUAAAAAAUGAUGAUGAUGAUGAAUUUACAAAGGAGGUUAAUAUGUUAGACAAAUUCAGAAGUGACAAUAUCGUACACUUCUACGGAGCUGUGUUUAUACCAAAUAAAGUGUGUAUGGUCACUGAAUUUGCAUCAUUUGGAUCUCUGCAAGAUUUGAUGAAACACAAAACAUCUGAAGAAGUCGAUGUGAAACUUCGAAUCAAAUUUCUUUUUGAUGCUGCAAAGGGUAUUUUUUAUCUCCAUGAAAACGGCGUUUUGCACAGAGACAUCAAACCGGAUAACAUUUUGAUAUUUUCAAUGGACUUUUGUGAAAAAGUGAACGCAAAACUAACUGAUUUUGGGAGUGCCAGAAGUGUGAAUUUACUUAUGACAAAUAUGACUUUCACAAAAAAUGUUGGAACACCAACUUAUAUGGCACCAGAAAUAUUAAACAAACAAAAGUACAAGAAAAGUGCAGACAUUUAUUCGUUUGGUGUGACUAUGUACGAAAUAUUUGGGUGGUGUGAAGCAUAUCCAGUUAAACAGUUUAAAUUUCCAUGGAAGAUUGUUGAGUAUGUUGUAUCUGGCGAAAGACUACCUUGUCUGGACAACAUGUUAAAUUCACAUUAUUCUUUGAUAUGUGAGUUGUCUAUUCGUUGGUUUCUGAACAAAGAAAAAACGUAUAUUUAUGGGUUUAUCAUGGAAAUGUGUUGA
Molecule: messenger RNA, 5103 nt
Organism: Entamoeba invadens IP1
Lineage: Eukaryota; Evosea; Mastigamoebida; Endamoebidae
Product: protein serine/threonine kinase, putative
Exons: 2
Coding region: 1-5103 (1700 amino acids)
Biological process (GO): protein phosphorylation
Molecular function (GO): protein kinase activity; ATP binding
Source: RefSeq, a predicted model, not a curated record